Messenger RNA from Vigna unguiculata (cowpea), 1366 nucleotides. RefSeq lists its product as uncharacterized. NCBI's taxonomy places the organism in Eukaryota, Viridiplantae, Streptophyta, Magnoliopsida, Fabales, Fabaceae. The record is from RefSeq and is a predicted model, not a curated record.
CUUACGGUAACGUGCAACCGAUACCAUCAAAGGUGGUUGUUGUCAUUGAACGUGUUCGUUGGACGCGAAUUCGUUAGAGAAGUGUUUUCCUUCCCCAAAUUCGCUACGCGAGUGAGAGUUUCGAUUUGAGAUUAAUUUUUGAGCUACGGUUCCGCACCGCAUUGCCAUACAUGGGCGCUUCAGAAUCUACUUUCUCAAGCGAACAGACGCCUGGUGACGGAAUCACCACCAUAACGGAGCGAUCGGAAGCUUCUGACCCUAUUUUGGAGCGCCUUAAAUCUCUCAAAAUUACACCACCGAUAUUGACCUCUCCCCCAACAGAGGGUACUUUAACUGAUAUUUUGGUGAGGAAGCCUUCAUCGUCUUCGUUAUCAGCUACAGUGAAUCCCAAGGUUCUACUGGAGCUCUUCUCAAUGUACCGUGACUGGCAGGAGAAAAAGGCCCAAGAGAUAACCAAAAGACAGGAGGAUAUAGAAAACAAAAUUGAAGUUGCAGAUGCUUUGGCAAUCAAACUUCUUCAGCGAUAUAAUCAUUCAAAAUCUACAAUGAAGAGUGCUUCGCAGCAUCUAUCCGGAGUCCAUGCAUUGCAGGUGGAAAUUGGAGAGUUCAAAGGAAGAUUGACUGAAGUGAUCAGUAAUUGCGAUGCAUUGUGCAAGAGGAUUGAAACAGAGGGCUCAGAAUCUCUCCGGUCAUCUAUCAAACCUUUUUCUAUUGCUACGGCUGACCAAAAAACCGGCUCAAGUUCUUCUAAUUUGCAGACAGUUUCAAAAAUAAAUCAUCCACCUUCUGCCGAAGAAUAGUUUGAUUACCAAGUUUGAUUUUUGCUCAUAGUUUGAGAAGCUUCCUACAUUCUUAUCGAAUUUGAGGUGCUCGAGAUUCUGAAGAACGGUUGGAUCACAUUCACAUGAUAGACUAAUUUUUUAUGGGGCCAUGUUUUGGAGGGCAUGAAACUUCGCUUUGAUUGGGACCAAAUCAUGGCAACCACAGAGCAACCCAGCCACGUUUUGAUGCUUCUAUGGGAGCAAUGAUGUCCGUCACCGACACGCACAUAUUUGCUUUGGUUGCUAAUUGGAGGCAAAUAAUUGAAAGGACGAGAUAACAAAUGUGAUCGGAUCUAAAGUGAUAACAUUUGUCAUUUUUGGUUGGGUCUCUUAACAUCGUUGUUUCGACUUUUCGACAACGGUGAGAAUUUCAGUAUAAAUUAAGCACGUGAUCGUGUAAUUGUGCGACAUCUUGCCAACGUCUUUAUUGAUGUCAAACAAAUAUAUAUUGUCAUGUGCAAAUUAUGUCAGAUGUCAAAUAGAGAUGUUAAAAUCCUUUUGUUACAGUACACAAGUAUUAAUGAAAGUCCCCAUACAUUAGGCGA